UCAGCCAUGGCAGAGAACUCGGACAAAGUUCCUAUCACCAUGGUAGGACCUGAUGACAUUGAGUUUUGCAGUCCUCCGGCAUAUGCCACCGUGACCGUGAAACCCUCCGGCUCUACGCGUCUGUUCAAGACUGGAGCUGUGGUCCUGAUUUCUGGCGCGGUGCUGCUGCUCCUCGGUGCUAUCGGGGCCUUCUACUUCUGGAAGGGGACUGACAAUCACAUUUACAAUGUUCAUUACACCAUGAGUAUCAAUGGGAAAUUACAAGAUGGGUCAAUGGAAAUAGAUGCUGGGAACAACUUGGAGACCUUUAAAAUGGGAAGUGGAGCUGAAGAAGCGAUUGAAAUUAAUGAUUUCCAGAACGGCAUCACCGGAAUCCGUUUUGCUGGAGGAGAGAAGUGCUACAUCAAAGCACAGGUGAAGGCUCGUGUCCCUGAGGUGGGCACUGCGACCAAGCAAAGCAUCUCUUCAGAACUGGAAGGCAAGAUCAUGCCAGUUAAAGAUGAAGAGAACUCUCUUAUCUGGGUGGCCAUGGACCAGCCUGUGAAGGACAACAGCUUCCUGAGUUCUAAAGUCCUUGACCUCUGCGGCAACCUCCCCAUUUUCUGGCUCAAGCCUAUGUAUCCAAAAGAAAACCAAAGAGAGAGAAGAGAAGUAGUGAGAAACAUUGUCCCCUCUACCACAAGAAGACCACAUAGUGAACCACGAGGCAACCCAGGCCCCAGAAGACUGAAGAAUGAAACCAGGCCCAGCGUUCAGGACGAGGAACCUUUCAAUCCCGACAAUCCUUACCAUCAGCAAGAAGGAGAAAGCAUGACAUUUGACCCCAGACUGGAUCACGAAGGAAUCUGCUGUAUAGAAUGCAGACGGAGCUACACCCACUGCCAGAAGAUCUGUGAGCCUCUGGGAGGCUACUACCCAUGGCCUUAUAAUUACCAAGGAUGCCGUUCCGCCUGUAGAGUUGUAAUGCCAUGUAGCUGGUGGGUUGCCCGCAUCUUGGGCAUGGUGUAA
Molecule: messenger RNA, 1008 nt
Organism: Phodopus roborovskii (desert hamster)
Lineage: Eukaryota; Metazoa; Chordata; Mammalia; Rodentia; Cricetidae
Gene: Cnmd
Product: chondromodulin
Exons: 7
Coding region: 7-1008 (333 amino acids)
Biological process (GO): negative regulation of angiogenesis; negative regulation of endothelial cell proliferation
Source: RefSeq, a predicted model, not a curated record